Messenger RNA from Perca flavescens (yellow perch), 5102 nucleotides. RefSeq names its product protein kinase N1a (gene pkn1a). Gene Ontology annotation, biological process: protein phosphorylation; signal transduction. The transcript is spliced from 23 exons. The coding region runs from base 791 to 3589 and encodes 932 amino acids. NCBI's taxonomy places the organism in Eukaryota, Metazoa, Chordata, Actinopteri, Perciformes, Percidae. Gene Ontology annotation, molecular function: small GTPase binding; protein serine/threonine kinase activity; ATP binding. The record is from RefSeq and is a predicted model, not a curated record.
CUCAGCAGGGUCAGGAGGGUCUAUCGUACAAGUGGUAUGUGUGCUUCUCUCGCGUCAGUGACUCCCUGUUUGAAUGCGAUUCCUGCGUUCUUCACUCAUCCCAUGUGCUGUAACAAAGAACCAUUUUUAAAUGAGCAUUUUUGACUUCAUCCGGCGGGAUAUUUAACGGACAGAUUCGCUUCCUUUUGUCCCUCGUUUUGACUGUAUGAGUGGCUCGUGAAGGACUGACAGGCGGCUUUUUGUGUGGAAUGUGAUAGAGACAAGAGACUGAGGUGUGUUCGUGUUUCACGGAUGUUACCGGGAAAAGAAGAGAGGGAAGAAGGAGCUUUCUUUCAUUUUAUGUUGCCUGUGGAUGUGACUUUAUCUCCGCCUGGGUUCAGCAGGACAUGACGGAGGAGCCCCGCCGGUGGAUUUUAUGGGGCUCUUGCUAGCUGUUGAAUGGCAAGAUGAACAAUGACUGUUGAGCCUAAUAGUUUUGUUUGGAUGCUGUUAUGUGAAUGCCUUGUUUUUAAACGCGCAGACAGUAAACGCAUUUUUAUCUCCGUGAAGUGAGAGCUAACGUUGGUGAAACUGAACACAGCACGGGGAGGAUCAGUUCAGGCGCGGCCAGGCAGGCAAACAAUGCGGAUUACCUCCUGACUGUUUUGCCUUUGUGUCAUACAGACCGUAUAAAGUUUGAGAUAACACUCGCAGGACGAAUACCCGGUCCUUUUUUAAUAGUAAUUUUAUUUUAUUGUCUUGGAAAAGAGACGGCUACAAACUGGCUGACAACAGAGCAACAGGGACAGCGAUGGCGAACGACUCCAUACAAAGUGACCCAGAUGGGCUGUCGGUUCUGGAGCAGCUCGGCCUGAACCAGAAUUCGGAUUUCUCCGAUUCCAGUGUGCAGCAGCUUCUAGACGAGCAGCGCGAAAGGAUCCGUAGAGAGAUUCGUAAGGAGCUGAAAAUCAAGGAAGGAGCUGAGAACUUACGGAGGGCAACGACGGACAAGAGGAACGUACAGCAGGUGGACAGCCAGUUGCGUUCUUCUAACCGCAAGCUGGACAACCUACAUGCUCAGCUGCAACAACUGGAUGCUCACAUUGUGGUGAAGGGAGGAGAUGAGAAUAAAGAUGAGUGUCCUCAGUCUCCAGGGGCCGAGAGUCGUACGUCAGCCCACAAGGAUCGCAUUGCUGCCCUGGAGAGACAGCUCAACAUCGAGCUCAAAGUCAAACAGGGAGUUGAGAACAUGAUCCCCAUCUACGCUAAUGGAUCCACCAAGGAUAAGAAGAUGCUUCAGACGGCCCAGCAGAUGCAGCAGGACAGUAAGACCAAAAUUGACAUCAUCCGCAUGCAAAUCCGCAAGGCUGUGCAGGCCACCGAGCACAACGAUGACACACAGGGUAACCAGGACCUCUGUGGGAUGGAGCUGCGUAUUGAAGAGCUGAGGCAUCACUACAGGGUGGAGCAUGCUGUUGCUGAGGGGGCCAAAAAUGUGCUCAGGCUCCUGGGGGCCAACAAGGUCCAGGACAAGAAAGCCCUGUCUGAGGCGCAGUCUCGUCUGAGUGAAGCUUCUCAGCGGUUAGACCUGCUGAGGAUCUCUCUGGACCAGCGUCUGGCCGAGCUGCCUGAGGACCACCCCAAGGCCAGCGUCAUCAAAGAGGAGCUAGUCCUGGCCUCCUCCCCUGUCUUCAGCUCUCGCCAUAGCGCCCCCUAUCACCACAACCAGUACAGCACCCUCAGCAAGCCCUCUCCUCUCACUGGUACUUUACAGGUGCAGGUGCUGGGCUGUGGGGGGUUGUUGGAGGUGGUCCCAGGUCGCAAUAAAGGGACAGCCGUCAUGUUGCCCUGCUACAGCCCUGGAGACACCAGGUCCUUCAUGAGAGGCAGCAAGGGACUCUACGGACGGAGCGGCUCAGUCAGCGGGAAGACGCCCAGCAAGACAGACGAGCUCUCCUCUGAAGUGAGUGCCGUGCUAAAGCUAGACAACAGUGUGGUGGGCCAGACACCUUGGAGGACUGUGGGAGAACAGGCUUGGGACCAGACCUUCACUGUGGAGCUGGAAAGGUCAAGGGAGAUGGAGAUUGCAGUUUACUGGAAGGACUAUCGCUCGUUGUGUGCUUUGAAGUAUCUGAAGCUGGAGGAGUUCCUGGACAACCAGAAACACAGAAUUCAGCUGGAGCUGGAGCCGCAGGGCCUGCUGCUGGCCGAGGUGACCUUCUUCAACCCGAUCAUUGAGAGAGUUCCUCGCCUCCAGAGGCAGAAGAAGGUCUUUUCUAAGCAGCAAGGCAAGGCAUUCCUUCGGGCUCGUCAGAUGAAUGUGGAUAUCGGGACCUGGGUGAGGCUGCUUCGAAACGCCAUUCCUACAGUCAACAACUCAGGAACCUACAGUCCCAGUGCACACAGCCUGACACUCAACUCUGGGGAGGUGUCAGUGGAGAAGUUGAGUCUGGACAGCGACUCUCCAAUAAGAGGCGAUUACAAGAGAGACAUGGACGCACAUACCCCGGACCGACUGCCAAUCAUCGAGCCCUUCUCCCCCCCAGACCUCACCCCUGAGUGCCCUGUCCAAACCCCAUCUGUCGGCAGUAAGCAGAGGAAAGGUCCUCUGUCUCUCCAGGACUUCAGGCUGAUUGCUGUGUUGGGCAGGGGACACUUUGGGAAGGUGUUGUUGUCAGAAUACAAGAAGACGGGCACGAUGUACGCCAUCAAAGCCCUGAAGAAAGGAGAUAUCGUAGCUCGGGACGAAGUGGAAAGUCUAAUGUGCGAAAAGCGCAUCUUUGAUGUUGUGAACCUGUCGCACCAUCCGUUCCUCGUCAACCUGUUUGCCUGCUUCCAGACUCCAGAGCAUGUGUGUUUUGUUAUGGAGUACACCGCAGGAGGUGACCUGAUGAUGCACAUCCACACAGACGUCUUCACAGAGCCACGGGCCGUGUUUUAUGCAGCCUGCGUAGUUCUUGGACUUCAGUUUCUCCAUGACCAUAAGAUUGUGUACAGAGACCUCAAGCUGGACAACCUGCUGCUAGACACAGAUGGUUAUGUGAAGAUUGCUGACUUUGGACUGUGUAAAGAAGGAAUGGGCUUCGGGGACCGGACCAGCACAUUUUGUGGGACUCCAGAGUUUUUGGCCCCAGAGGUCCUAACUGAUACAUCCUACACCAGGGCAGUGGACUGGUGGGGACUGGGGGUCCUCAUCUAUGAAAUGUUGGUGGGAGAGUCUCCAUUCCCAGGAGAUGAUGAAGAGGAGGUGUUUGACAGCAUUGUGAAUGAUGAAGUCCGCUAUCCACGCUUCCUGUCCACUGAGGCUAUCGGCAUCAUGAGAAGGUUGUUGAGGAGGAACCCAGAGAGAAGACUGGGAUCUGGUGAAAAAGAUGCAGAAGAGGUGAAGAAGCAGCCAUUUUUCCGAAAUGUGGACUGGGAGGCAUUGCUGCAAAGGAAAGUGCCCCCUCCCUUUGUGCCCUCCAUUGUGGGCAAGGAAGACGUCAGCAAUUUCGACGAGGAGUUCACCACCGAAGCUCCGGCGCUCACGCCUCCACGUGAGCCUCGCGUGCUCUCCCGCAAAGACCAGGACAGCUUCCGGGACUUUGACUACGUCUCUGACCUCUGCUAAUGGGCCGGGGGCUCACAGACCUAAAGGAAUGUUCGAUUUUGAAGGCUUCACGACGGUUUCAUCUGAGCGGACCGACUGUCUCAACUGAGUGACUAUCCGCUGACUGUUUGUCCGCCAUUAAUUACACUGUGAAUGAAUGUGGAGAGACCGGAGCCAGUCGUCUGUGUUUUGUGUGUAUGCAGGGUUUUAAAGAUGGAGGACUGAGAAAAUAAAAGCUGGGACGGAUAGCUGAUGGGGUAAAAUGUUGGACAAACGAAAGCCCCCUCUCAAAUCAUUGUACAACACACCAGUGACUCGUAAAUCUUUACUAACAUUAGCCUUUAAAAUGCCUCCUCCCAUACUCUCGUUUGUCAGUGUAGUCACCUGUGCAGCUGUAAGAGGAGGAGCUGUUGACUGUUUGGGGGUAGUUUAAUGGCCUCUCAUUCCAAUGCCUUACAUUUGUACUUGUAUUUGAUCCACAGAAAAUCAUUUUGUUUUUAUAUUGUGGCCCUUUGUAUACAGCAGCAGGAACAGUGGUAAGAUGUGCUGCAGAAACACUCUCAACUCAAAAAGAAAAAGGAAAAAGAGGUUUUGCCCGUGAGAGUGGAAGUGGUGACGUUCAGAGUGACUCUGUACUCAAAGCUUUCCCAGCAGUCGUAUGAUGAUGACCCUCAGUCCUGCUGGCCGACGCUAGGCGAAUUAUGAAUUAACUACGGGGUAAAGAACCACUUUCUGACUUUUGUUUAGACUUCUACCAACUCGUUUUCAAAAUAUGUGCUGGUUGGAUUUUAAUUUUUGCCACAAACGUGUAAAGAAGUCCUAUUUUAUGACCGUUGACUCCUCAACGCAUUAUUCAAUACCCACCACGUACUUUUAAAUUUGAUAUUUGGGUAUUAUACACAGUGUGAUAUUAACAGGUGAAGCAGUAAUUCUUUUUAAUUGAAAAAGAAAAAUCUGAACACUAAGACUUGAUGUUCAAGUAACAUUACGGAGUCUGUCCAUUUUGGGGUUGAGACACAUUCAUUCAGUUAUCUAUAUGCUACCAGAGUUUUGUGAACAUGAAGAAAGUAAUUUCCCUCCAAGACGAUUAUAUCUGACUUUAAACUCAACAAACACCGGCUCUAACUGUUGUUCUAGUUCCAGAACUAUCCAUUGUGUUCAUUGCAAUGUUUGCUAUCCAUUAUGUAGGUAGUGAUAAAAUCAUCUCUGUUUUAGCCAAAACCGAUUAAUAUCUUAGUGAUUUUGGAAAAGCUGGGUGGUUCCACAAGCAAAACUAACCUCAUUAGCCACUUUUCCACAGAAGAGCUUGCUGCAGUGAGUGCUGCCUUAUAUCCCAGCAAACAUUUGUUCAUUUGAAACACAAUGAUAAAUGUUGGAAAAUAUGAGCCAGUGGUAAACACUUUACCAAUUCUGGGUUUGUUGUGAAGCAGUAUGUAUGGUGGUGUGGAUCUUACUCCUCUUGUGUAUGACAAUACAAAACCAUGUGAGAGUAUGAGAUGACUUAUUUUAUAAAGAAAACCUGGAGUGAAUAUUU